CUGGGCCAGCCUGCUUCCCCACAGAUCCCGGGGCGGAGUCCUCGAAAGAGCCCCCUUCGGACAUCCCGCCCCCCGCUAGGCCUCCUCCUUCUCCUACCGCGGGAGAUGCCAACUCCGCCCGGCUGAGUCACGGCCUGAACUGGGGAGGAGGCGGGGAAAGGCGGCCCUAGCCCAGAUCGCAGCCAUCGGUCGCGGGGAGAGCAGGCAGGGUUGUCAGAGAUCAUGGGGGAGAGCGCGCUGGAGUCUGGGCCUGUGCCCGGGGCGCCUGCCGGGGGUCCCGUGCACGCCGUCACCGUGGUGACCUUGCUGGAGAAGCUGGCCACCAUGCUGGAGGCGCUGCGGGAGCGGCAGGGUGGCCUGGCCGAGAGGCAAGGCGGCCUAGCGGGCUCGGUGCGCCGCAUUCAGAGCGGCCUGGGCUCAUUGAGUCGCAGCCACGACACCACUAGCAACACACUGGCGCAGCUGCUGGCCAAGGCGGAGCGCGUGGGCUCUCAUGCCGAUGCAGCCCAGGAGCGGGCGCUGCGCCGCGCUGCUCAGGUGCAGCGGCUGGAGGCCAACCACGGGCUGCUGGUGGCGCGCGGGAAGCUGCACGUCCUGCUCUUCAAGGAGGAGACUGAAAUUCCAGCCCGCGCCUUCCAGAAAGCACCAGAACUCUUGGGCCCUGAGGACCAGUCGGUGCAGGAUCCAGAGCAGCCAGAGGAUCAAGUUGGAGAAAGUUCAGACGAGGAGCCGGUGGAGUCCCGGGCUCAGCGACUGCGACGCACCGGCUUGGAGAAGGUACAGAGCCUAAGAAGGGCCCUUUCCAGUCGUAAAGCACAACCCACACCGGUCAAGCCGCCACGCCUAGGGCCUGUCCGGAGCUCUGACGGCCCACCAGAUGGCCAGCCUGUAGCUCAACCAGAUGCACCGGAGGAGUCCGCACUAGAGUCUGCCCUGGAGCCAGAACCUCCUCAGGCUACCAAGGAGGAUCCCGAGAGGCCUGUGCUUCAAAUCGAGAGUGCAGCCUGAUCGCUGGAGCUGCCGGGCCCCACUCGGGGUUUAGGCCUUGUCCCAAAAUAAAUCCUUAAGGCGUGCAGCACUUACACCCAAAUAAGGAGAAAAUCCUGCAUCCACUGCCCAGUUCCGACCCUCCCUUCCUGGCCUUCCAGUCUGGUACCCUGUGUCCUCGGAAAGAGGAGCAUUCAACCUAAUUUAGUCUCACUGCAAUAAAAGUAAUUUCAUCUAACCCAGAGUCCAUGCAAAAGGGCGAGGAUGGGCUGGGGUGGGGAGGGCAGUAGGAGGAGUAAGCGUGGUGGAGCCCGGAAUGGUGGAGAGGCAAACGUUUCUCACUUUCCCCUGAAUCCCGGGUCUCCAUUGGCUCGGAGAAAUACCCUGCUGGCCACUAACUGCUUAAACACUUUCCUUGUGGGGACACACAUCUAAAUGAAGUUUGAGGCCCUGCUGGGGUGGAGGGUGCUGUGCUGUUCUUUGAUGAAAAUGCCCAGUUGAUGUUAACUAAAGCUUUCCCAUUUAGCCUCUUUGACCUCUAUCAGAGUUGAGUUUCACAGGGCGCAUUCCUCAGUCUUGUUUCCGGCUUCUACUCUCUCAUGCUCACACCGAGGUCUCUCCUAGAGGCCACAUACAAUCCAGACCGUUGGGGUGGAGCUCAGUUGAAAAGCAAUCCAAAAGCAGCCCUUGGUCUACUUAUGUUCUCCUGCCAAAAAUAAAACACACAAACCACUCAUUGUUUUCAAAAACAAAUGAGUAACCUUAUAGGCUGAGUCUAGGCCACUUAGAUUUGAGCAUCUCUUACAAACAAAGUGUGAUGAGCUGACUUCAUGCGUGAAAUGUAACUCCACAGUCUUCAUGUCGAUGUAAAAAAUAAAAUAAUGAUAGGCUGUAGAUGCUUUUUAGAUUUUUGUUAGGGUUUGAAUCUGAAAUGUCCUCUGAAAGCUCAUUGCUGUGAGCUUGGUUGCAAGGUUUUUUUUCAUUCAUUCAUUUUUUCUUUCUUCCUUUCUUUUUCUGUUGUAGCAGAAUGGGUUCUAAUCUAAUAAAUGGAUUCAGUCCUUGAUGGAUCCAUCAUAAGUCACCAUUAUUGGGAGAUGGUGAAAAGUGGGAGGUAAGUCUUAGUUGGAGAAAAUAGGUCGCUGUAUGUGUGUACAGACAGAUGGACACUUUAUUGCCUGUCUCUGUUUCCUGGAUGCUGUGAAGUGAGCAUUCUCAGCCA
Molecule: messenger RNA, 2206 nt
Organism: Chionomys nivalis (European snow vole)
Lineage: Eukaryota; Metazoa; Chordata; Mammalia; Rodentia; Cricetidae
Gene: Cavin3
Product: caveolae associated protein 3
Exons: 2
Coding region: 223-1008 (261 amino acids)
Cellular component (GO): cytoplasm; caveola
Molecular function (GO): protein kinase C binding
Source: RefSeq, a predicted model, not a curated record